UUCGCAUAUCAAAAACCUUGCCUGGUAGUUUGACGUUUAGAUUCUUCCAUUCAAUUCUUGAAAAUGCCUCGUGUAAACAAGCAACGUCGAGCUGCUAUUUUGCGUGAAAGCAAGAAAAAAAUCGCGAAACAAAUCGAAUCGUUACCGGAUCCAUUAGCGUGGACCAUUACUAACCCCUGGAAUGCAAGAAAGGAACAUAUCAACAUGUCAGCCUGUCUGCGACAAUCCGGCGAUUCUAAUCCGUCACAAAUGACCAACGAAAAUGAGGAGCACACGAUUGACCAGUUGCGACACUCUCCAGCUUUGUGUUUUUCGCCUCCGGAUAUCCAAGAACCGGGUUUGAACGUCAGAGGCUCAGUGUCCGAAUCGAGCACCGUGGAUGAGGGCUUCCCGACGGAUUGCCAAUUUAUCUUGCGGAAAUCCAGAUGCCGGAAUGUACCACGAACAACAACAGCAACUUCUUUGCAGCAUCUUCAACCUAUCUGACGGAAAUUUUCAUACCGGAUUUGAGCAUCGCUGGAUUAGCUUCCAGCCCAAGGCCCCAAGCGGGAACGCCUACUUCGUCCCUUCAACCCAAGUGAUUAAUCUGCAUCAAACGGUGCCUCCGGCUUCACGAGUCGGAAAUGGAUCGUCUGGCCAGCAGUCGGCGGAGGACGAUUCAUCGCAGAAUGUCAAAGGUGCAGCUUCCGGCUUAAGUUCCGAAUGCGGUAUUUCUAUCUUCUCCCGACUUGGACAACCAAUUUUUGAAGUAUUCGAAAAUGAAACGCUGUGCGCCCCAUUUGGAUCUUCAGGUCUGCGUUCCGCGGACGACUAUCUAUCGCAGAACGUCGCAGAUGCAGCUUCCGGCCAGAGGUCCGAGAGUGGUGACUCCGAGUUUGAGUUUCCAGCCGAUGAUCAAUGGGACGCGGAAGUAAACGGCAAGUUAUUUUAUUUUCAAUUUCAAGCUCUAAAAGGCACAAAACGAAUCAAGUUGAUUUUGAUUUCUGAUUGCGAAUUUUUUUUUUCGAUAUUUGUUCAAA
This is a messenger RNA of Culex quinquefasciatus (southern house mosquito), 1019 nucleotides long. RefSeq lists its product as uncharacterized. Lineage: Eukaryota; Metazoa; Arthropoda; Insecta; Diptera; Culicidae. The transcript is spliced from 2 exons. Bases 64 to 486 code for a protein of 140 amino acids. The record is from RefSeq and is a predicted model, not a curated record.